AUGUCGACGGCCGUGUGGCCGCCCACUGACGCGACGCAGCUGGCGCGCGAGCAGACGCACUCGCAGCAGCGCGAGCUCGAGUGGCUGCUUGCGCAGCUCGGCGAGACGCUGCAGUCGCUCAAGGCGGGCCUGGACGAGUGCGCCGCGCUGCUGGCGCCGUCGGAGAAUGGGUCGACGCUGGUGCUGACGUCGGUGCGCUCCGAGAGCCUCAAGGGCCUCGUCACCCGCGUCGGCACGCGCAUCGUAAAGGGCAACGUCAAGCUGCGCAUCGCGAGCCUGCCGCCCCCGCGCGGCUCGCAGUCGUUUGACAUUGCCAUUUCGGCUGCCCCGACGGCGCCCACGCUCGUCGUGCCCCAGCUCACGGCGGUGCGCACCGCCGUCAACGGCUGCCUCGAUGCCAUCGACGUCGUCUCCUGGGGCGGCGACGCGACCAACGCCGCCUUUGUCGCCGGCCAGCUGCUGCUGCUGCACGACCGCAUGCUCGAGGCGCGCCAGGCGCUCAAGGGCCACGCCGACGUGCAGACGCCGUGGUGGGAGCACCCCGUCGACCCGCACACCUUUGACCCGCCGCUGCCCGCCCACCUCUCCUUCCACAUGUUCGUCUUGGACGCCGCCCUGUGCCUCGAGAUCCGCACCCUCGAGCCCCGGCCAGAGGACGAGCCGGCGUCCUUCACCGGCUUCAACUUCCGCGACCGCCUGUCGUCGGCGCUCGGCGGCACGCGCACCCCGCUCCACGACGAGGCCGACAACGUCUACACGUACCGCGGCCAGCCUGUGCGCGUCAGGGACAAGAUACGCGUCGAGACGCAGGACCCGGCCCUCAUCUCGGCCUCGGCCAAGCUGAACGCGCUCGCCCACAGCCUGACGCUGAGCCGCAAGGCCCUCGACAUUGUCAUGGAACUCCCCGACGAGCCGACGCCGACCGGCCGCUGA
Didymella exigua CBS 183.55 is the source of this 933-nucleotide messenger RNA. RefSeq lists its product as uncharacterized. Bases 1 to 933 code for a protein of 310 amino acids. The record is from RefSeq and is a predicted model, not a curated record. The transcript has a single exon. Gene Ontology annotation, cellular component: RAVE complex. NCBI's taxonomy places the organism in Eukaryota, Fungi, Ascomycota, Dothideomycetes, Pleosporales, Didymellaceae.